GGACCAUCACGAAAUCAAUUAUAGUAUUUAAACCUCUAAAGCUUUCUCCAUUGUAACUAUUCUCUUUUCACACCAUACUCAAUUUAACCAAUAAAGGUUUAUUAAGGAUCGUGUAGCCCAUUGCGAUCGAAACUACCAUACAUACAUACCCAAGUACUUAAACAACGAAAUCAUACCUGUCAACAGCAGAGAUAGUUACUGUCGAAGCGACAGACAUAGUUAAAAACGAUGCAAUCUCCCGAAGAAGAGAUUCUUGCAGCUCUGACGCAUUAUCGCGACAGCGUGUUACAACAUAAUCAUACCGCGUUCCAGCACUUCGUACAGCAUGUUGAGGCAGCGGCUCUCUCGGCAGAAAAGGCGUCGAUAAGCCCCAACCGCAUCUCCGAAGUAUGCCAAGAGUACUUCUAUAAUCUGCUCUACGUUUCGCGACCAGAGAGACUAGACCCGUCGCUCCAGAUCCACGUGCCCGCCGACGUGAUGACCAAGUGGGAUGCUCUGGCGCGAGCUUUCGCACUAGACGGCGUACACAUCGGAUCCGAUGCCAACCGUCGAGAGCAAUUCCGGAGGGAUUACAAGAACGGUAUAGAAACGGAACUACGCAAGAUAGAUCCCGAGCUUAAGUUUCCUGCCGAUUUUGAGGUACUCAUGAGCCAGGUAGAUAGCCUCGAGGGUCAUGGAUGGCCGCAGUAUCGAGCGGAGGGCCAGCAGGUGCGUUUUUGGGACGGGUUGGGCGAGGACGAGGGAGGAGCCGCUUGUCGCGUGUUUGGGCCUGAUGAUAAAUUGGCUAAACAGUUUGGUUUGGAGGACUGGGAGACUAAGGCCGGCUGGCAGUGCGGUAUGGGCCCCGAGACAACAUGCUUUGCUGCCUACUGCCGGCAGGAUGAAACUGGCAAGGAGUGGGCGUGGAGGUACGUGGCUGAUCAGGGCCAGUACGGGGUAGAGACAUUUGACAACGUGGUAGAGUUGUUACGGUGGUACGAAACGCUGUAUAUACCACCCCUAGACUAUUACAUCGGAACCCUCGAUAUUCGCAUGGGACAAAUCUUCAAGGAGUAG
This is a messenger RNA of Daldinia vernicosa, 1056 nucleotides long. RefSeq lists its product as uncharacterized. Lineage: Eukaryota; Fungi; Ascomycota; Sordariomycetes; Xylariales; Hypoxylaceae. The coding region runs from base 229 to 1056 and encodes 275 amino acids. The record is from RefSeq and is a predicted model, not a curated record. The transcript has a single exon.